Magallana angulata is the source of this 1367-nucleotide messenger RNA. Its product is annotated as protein Red-like. The transcript is spliced from 6 exons. The annotation marks the transcript as partial. The record is from RefSeq and is a predicted model, not a curated record. Lineage: Eukaryota; Metazoa; Mollusca; Bivalvia; Ostreida; Ostreidae. Gene Ontology annotation, biological process: mRNA splicing, via spliceosome. Gene Ontology annotation, cellular component: nucleus.
GACCGAGAUAGGGACAGAGACAGGGACUACCGAGACCGAGAUAGGGACAGGAGAGAUCGGGGUAGAGAUAGAGACCGUCACAGUGAUAGAGAUAGGGACAGGGAGAGAGACGGCCAUCGGGACAGGAGGGAUGACAGGAAGAGGAAGUCCUACUUUGAGAAGCCUGUGGAGGAGGAUGAUGACAGGACGAAAGGACCAGGGUCAGCUGGUGACCUUGUCAAGACAAUCAACGACCGCUUCAAGAGUUAUGCUGAUGUGGAAAAAGAGAAAGAAAAGGAGAAGGUUGAUAAGCACAAGAAGUGGAUGGAGAAGCUCCAACAGAAGACACUCAUUGACAGUUACGCCGAGUGUUAUCCGGGUAUGGAGGAAGCUGAUGAUGCUUUGGGCGACUCUGAUGAUGAGGCAGACUUCAGCAAAAUGGACCAGGGCAAUAAGAAAGGCCCUAUAGGGCGAUGGGACUUUGACACCCAGGAGGAAUACAGCGACUACAUGGCCAACAAGGAGGCCCUGCCUAAGGCUGCCUUCCAGUAUGGAGUCAAAAUGGCUGAUGGACGCAAGACCCGUCGUGCCGGGCCAAAGGACGAGAAGGCCGAAUUAGACCGACAGUGGCAGAAAAUUCAAAACAUUCUGAAAACCAAGACUGGGGAGCCCAACGAGAAGAAAAUGAAGCAUUGAUUGAAAAACAACAUUAUGUUAAAAAAAUGUUAUUCUAGUGACUAAAUUCUCUGAAUUUGUUUUCUGAUAAAUUGGACUGUGGACUAAAAUCAUUGUAGUGUGAUACUUCGAUCUUUAUGUAAUUCAAGUUUUCCAGUGUUUUUUGGGUUUUUUUAACCACCAAUUCAAUAUUAAAUGUACAGUGUAUGUUUAUUUGGAGACUAAAUUUAAUGAGUCUGGUGAUAUAAAUUGUAAUAUAGUGUGGGGGAAUGAUGAAUCAGCUGUACUUUGAAGUAGAGGAGCUUUUUGUUUAAUUUCUUUUGAUUUGGUUAUGUGUAUAAUCUGGUUUACCAGAACAAGUGCAUGUAAAUUCAUUUCAUAGACUGUAGUCAUUAUCAAGUUUUGUAUAUAAGUAGAAAUGUGCGAAAUGCACAAAAUAAAUUGUUUAUAAAAAAUUUUGUUUUGCAAGAGAAUUUUUAAAAAUGAUAUCAUAAUGCAAUGAUUUGAAUUUUAGACAAGGUUUAUGAUAUGCAUCUUUGCUAUCCAAGGGUUUUUGGUCCACGCCGGGGAGCGAAGUGGACCGAAAACCCUUGGCUAGCGAAGAUGAUGAUACAUGUAUGUAGCUGUAAGUGUUCAUCAGAUAUCAUUACCAAAAUAUAUGGGACGUACAUGUAAUUUCACAUACGGGCAUAUAAUAAAUGAACUUACUUAGA